Molecule: messenger RNA, 664 nt
Organism: Neogale vison (American mink)
Lineage: Eukaryota; Metazoa; Chordata; Mammalia; Carnivora; Mustelidae
Product: interferon-induced transmembrane protein 3-like
Exons: 2
Coding region: 106-534 (142 amino acids)
Biological process (GO): response to interferon-alpha; negative regulation of viral genome replication; type I interferon-mediated signaling pathway
Cellular component (GO): plasma membrane
Source: RefSeq, a predicted model, not a curated record
AGCAGGAAAUAGAAACUUUGGAGAAAUGGAAACUACAGGGGGAAGGGACAGCCCAGAUCACAGUAUAAUACCCGCAUCCGCACCACGGGGUUUCCGUGUCUCACCAUGAGCCACAACGCCCAGCCCUUCUUCCCUGGCUCCCACGCCGACGUCCCCCCGACCUACGAGAUGCUCAAGGAGGAGCACGAGGUGGCUGUGCUCGGGCCCCCCCAGAGCUCGGCUCCCGUGACCACCACCGUGAUCAACAUCCGUGGUGAGAUAGCCGUGCCCGACCACAUCGUCUGGUCCCUGUUCAACACCAUCUUCUUGAACUGGUGCUGCCUGGGCUUCGUGGCCUUUGCCUACUCUGUGAAGUCCAGGGACCGGAAGAUGGUGGGUGAUGUGAUUGGGGCCCAGACUUAUGCCUCCACCGCCAAGUGCCUGAACAUCUGUGCCCUGGUCCUAGGCCUCCUGCUGACCAUCGUGUUCAUCACCCUUUUUGUCACUGGAGCGCUGAUGAUUCCGCAGAUGGUCAGACAGCAUGGAGGCUACUAGGAGCUGCGCGUGGCCUGAGGCUCUCUCCUGGGCGGCAGCCUUUUCUGUCCGCGUCAGUCUACCGCUGCAGUCAAUAAAGCGCUUGUGUGUGGGGUGCCGUGUUUUCACAGAUUCCCCAUCCUGCCUCUGA